AAAGAUACAAAGCGCAACGCUUAACGCUUGAAAAUUGCAUUAGCAAAUAAAAUUCAAUAAAAUAUAUAAAAAUACAGCCGGAAAAAGGCAAAGUGCAAGUGAGCGGCAGAAAAAGCAGAAAGUGUGAAAAAAGCUAAAAACGAAAUAUUGUCAGCAUUAUUAUUAUAAAAUAUAACCAAGUUUCUUUUAGACCGACUUGCGCUGCGCAAAAGGCAAACUAAGGCAUUCCAAAAGUAACCAAAGUGAGUUGUGAAAAAUAAAGUAAAAAGUGUAUGCCUAAGAGAAGUCAAUUGAAAAACGAGUACACACAACGAGCAAAAAGUUAAAUCCCACAUAAAAGUCCUGUUCUGAGUGCAGCACACACAUACACCCUCACAUACACAGGCUCUUUCAAUAUGGCGGAUGUCAUGGAGAAAAGCUCGCUGCUGGAAGCUGCGGCGCCCACAUUGGUCGAUCCGCGCCCAAUGCAGCCUGUGCAGGCGCAGCUGCAUCAGGAAGCGCAGCUACAGCAACAACAACAGCAACAGCAGCAGCAACAACAGCAACAUCAGCAGCAACAACAGCAACAGCAGCAGCAGCCACAACAACUAAAAACGGAGCCGGCUCAAGCCGCCCGCGCUGGACAGGAGCAAAAAGAGGGUGACAAUGACAGCGGCGUGGAUGAGUCCACUCAGGAGAAGGAUCGUAACGGACCGCAUUCGCCCAGUUCGCCGGUCAAGACGCCCACAUCAAGCUCAUCGAAGCCAGACAAGACGGGCAUAUCGCGCCCUCCGAGUGCCACGCCCUCAAAUAAAUCAGCAUCCAAGUCGCGCAGCGCCUCUAAGAAUCGCUUGCUGCUGAAGACGCCCGAGCCUGAGCCGGCCAAGAAAGUUCCAAUGAACAAGGUACAGGUGGGACAUGCCCCUUCGCCCAAUCUGAAGGCGGUACGCUCCAAAAUUGGUUCGCUGGACAAUGCUACCUAUAAGCCCGGCGGCGGACAUGUUAAAAUUGAGUCCAAGAAAAUUGAGAUUAAGGCAGCGCCACGCAUCGAGGCCAAGAAUGACAAGUAUAUGCCCAAGGGUGGCGAAAAGAAGAUAGUAACAACAAAGUUGCAGUGGAAUGCAAAAUCGAAAAUUGGUUCGCUGGAGAAUGCAGCCCAUAAGCCCGGCGGCGGCGAUAAAAAGAUCGAGUCCCUCAAAAUGGACUUCAAGGACAAGGCCAAGCCGAAGGUCGGCUCCAAGGACAAUGUGAAGCAUCAGCCCGGCGGCGGCGAUAUCAAGAUACAAUCGCAAAAAAUAGAAAUUAAGGCACAAAGCAAAGUUGGCUCGAUGGAUAAUGUUAAGCACAAGCCCGGUGGCGGUGAGAAGAAGAUUUUCGAUGAUAAGGAUUAUUUGAAAAAUGUUGAACACUCUGUUGCACUGACAACACCACCAACACAGUAUUGGAAAGCGCCGCGCAUACAACGUGCCACAACACUGACCUCAUCCAUGUCCUUGCCAGCGGAAUGCCUGGUGCUAUCCGUUUCGAUGCCCUCACUGAACUCCGAACCCAAACGCCCCAAGAGUGCGGGCGCCAAAAAGAAACCCGGCCAGGCUGUACAUCCCAAGCCCUUCCGUUUGUAUUGAGCCACGAGCCGCCACCAACACCACGCUGCACCACAAUCGUUGCACCGAGAGGAGAUCUUCUCUAUAUAUAUAUACGAUAUGGAAUUGUUAACAAGUUGAAAUCGUGGCACGCGGCACUUGAACCCAAAACUAAAUUGUUAAUUGUUUACGACAAAUUGAAGAAACGUGGCAUUUAAAUAAAUA
Drosophila novamexicana is the source of this 1787-nucleotide messenger RNA. RefSeq names its product microtubule-associated protein tau (gene tau). Lineage: Eukaryota; Metazoa; Arthropoda; Insecta; Diptera; Drosophilidae. The transcript has 7 exons. Gene Ontology annotation, biological process: neuron projection development; microtubule cytoskeleton organization. Gene Ontology annotation, cellular component: neuron projection. The coding region runs from base 396 to 1604 and encodes 402 amino acids. Gene Ontology annotation, molecular function: microtubule binding. The record is from RefSeq and is a predicted model, not a curated record.